Messenger RNA from Chanos chanos (milkfish), 2949 nucleotides. RefSeq names its product dual-specificity tyrosine-(Y)-phosphorylation regulated kinase 1B (gene dyrk1b). The coding region runs from base 361 to 2847 and encodes 828 amino acids. NCBI's taxonomy places the organism in Eukaryota, Metazoa, Chordata, Actinopteri, Gonorynchiformes, Chanidae. Gene Ontology annotation, biological process: peptidyl-threonine phosphorylation; protein autophosphorylation; peptidyl-serine phosphorylation. The transcript has 11 exons. The record is from RefSeq and is a predicted model, not a curated record. Gene Ontology annotation, molecular function: ATP binding; protein serine/threonine kinase activity; protein serine/threonine/tyrosine kinase activity.
GGGAAUAGCAAGGACAGAUGUGAGACUGUAUUAGAAACAAAUGAAUGGUGCCUUUUUUGUUCGUCAGUUCCUUCUGUCUCAAAGAUUCAGGAUUUCAUAAGUAACUGAAAAAUAUUUUUGUGGUAAACCCAAGUCAAACCCUCACCUAUAUCCUGCCUUUGUGGUUCACGCUUGAGUUUAUUACCAUUGGAUGUACUGUGCUCCAUUGAAGAAUUUCUGAAGAUAUACUAUGUAUCAAGGAAUUGUUUGUGCUUGAUGUGUCCACACUUUUUUUCCAAAGUUAUUUUUGGGAUCCACAAUUAAAUAAACUUGACUGACUUAAUUCCUGGGAUUCUACGGCUAAACAGAAAAGCCUUUCCGAUGGUGAUCACUUCGACAGUGGAGGAGAAGCCGCAGCCUUCCAACAGAAUGGUGGCAAAUCUGCCAACCGAAUCCUGGAUUGAUAACCCAGAUCAGAAUCGGUACUUAGCACAGUCACACCUGCUUCGGAAGCCAUCAAGAAGUGGAAGCAGCUCAGGAUGCAAGCCCCCUUCCUCUACCCUCUGCCAGCCUGCCGCCUUGGGCUUCUCCCCCGCUGAGCCAACCAUGUCGAGCCAGCACAGCCACCCCUCCCUCAGUAACAUCCACUCCAUGGCCGAACAGCAGCAGGUGCUGUCAGAUAUGACCAUACUGCAGAGGAGGAUCCCCCCGAGUUUUCGAGAUCCCGCCAGCGCCCCGCUGCGAAAACUCUCGGUCGAUCUCAUUAAGACAUACAAGCACAUCAAUGAGGUGUACUACACAAAAAAGAAGCGGCGUGCCCAGCAGGUGCCCCCUGAGGACUCCAGCACGAAAAAGGAGCGCAAGGUGUACAACGACGGCUACGAUGACGACAAUUACGACUACAUUGUGAAGAACGGGGAGAAGUGGCUGGACCGCUACGAAAUCGACUCGCUCAUCGGCAAGGGCUCCUUCGGACAGGUGGUGAAGGCCUAUGACCACCACGAGCAGGAGUGGGUGGCCAUCAAGAUCAUCAAGAACAAGAAAGCUUUCCUAAAUCAGGCCCAGAUCGAGCUGCGACUCCUGGAGCUCAUGAACAAACACGAUACUGAGAUGAAGUACUAUAUAGUCCACCUGAAGAGGCACUUCAUGUUCCGUAACCACCUGUGCCUGGUGUUUGAGCUCCUCUCCUACAACCUGUAUGACCUCCUGCGCAACACCAACUUCCGCGGCGUCUCCCUCAACCUGACGCGCAAGUUCGCUCAGCAGCUGUGCACGGCACUGCUGUUCCUGGCUACGCCCGAGCUCAGCAUCAUCCACUGCGACCUCAAGCCCGAAAACAUCUUGCUGUGCAACCCCAAGCGCAGCGCCAUCAAGAUCGUCGACUUCGGAAGCUCCUGUCAGCUAGGACAGAGAAUUUACCAGUAUAUUCAGAGUCGGUUCUACCGUUCUCCGGAGGUCUUGCUGGGUAUGCCAUAUGACCUGGCCAUUGACAUGUGGUCCCUGGGCUGCAUCCUGGUCGAGAUGCACACGGGCGAGCCUCUGUUCAGCGGCUCAAAUGAGGUGGACCAGAUGAAUAAGAUAGUGGAGGUUCUGGGGGUCCCUCCAAACCAUAUGCUGGACCAGGCCCCCAAAGCCCGAAAGUACUUUGACAAGCUGUCCGACGGCCUCUGGACCGUCAAGAAGAACAAGGACAUAAAGAAGGAGUACAAGCCCCCCGCCACACGUCGGCUACACGAGAUCCUGGGGGUGGAAACAGGUGGCCCUGGCGGAAGGCGGUCUGGAGAACAGGGACACGCCCCGUGUGACUACCUGAAGUUCAAGGACCUGAUCCUGCGUAUGCUGGACUACGACCCCAAGACACGCAUCACGCCCUUCUACGCUCUGCAGCACAACUUCUUCAAGAAGACGACAGACGAGGGCACCAACACCAGCAGUUCCACCUCCACCAGCCCGGCCAUGGACCACAGUCACUCCACCUCCACCACCAGCUCGGUCUCCAGCUCCGGUGGAUCUAGCGGUUCUUCCAAUGACAACCGGAAUUACCGGUACAGUAACCGAUACUACAACAGUGCGGUCACGCACACGGACUACGAGAUGCAGAGUCCACAGGCUCCAUCUCAACAACAGUUACGCAUCUGGCCGGGAGGGGAGGGAGGCAUUGGCCAGCUGUCCAACAGUGGCAGUGAUCCUCCUUACCCCCAGCUGCUGCUGCACAAGCCGGCUGCCACCCAGCACUCUCGCCACUUCCUGGGCAACGUGGGGGGCAUGAUGGAGCCGCAUCACCCCCACCCCAUCUACGGCAGUCACCACAGUAACGGCAGGCAGCUCCGUCAGCAGCAGCAGCAGCAGCAGAACCAGCCACAGGGUCAGGCCUCCCAGGGCCAGCAGGGCCAGUCGCUGAUGCCCAUCUCCUCUCCACAGAUGCAGGACAGCAUCGAGCUCAGCCUCACCCACCACCACCACCUGGGUCAGUCUUCCAUCAUGCAGCCGCCCCCGUCGAGCUUGGACUCCAGUCAGUAUGGCUCCUCCAACCUCCACCUGGGCCUCUCUGCCUUUCGGACUAGGACGGUCAUGGCCCCCCAGCCGCCCUCUGCCGGCUCCCAGCAACAGCUGGCCCAGGCCCCGGCCUCUCAGGACAGCAUGGUCGCUGCCUCUGGCUUGGGAUACAUCCCACCGUGUUACCCCGGCAGUAACAACAAUAACAACCCACCCCAGGGAAGCGUGGGGGUGGGGAGCGGGAUGCUUACUGGGGGGGCCCCGCCCAGGGGGGUUGGGGGUGGUGGGGGGCGGCCGGAUUCGGAAGAGUCCGCCAUGAUGGGAGUAUGCGGCAGCGGAGGUGGCGGCGGUCAGAAUGCAGCCAACUCUUGAUAAAUCUUGAACAAAUUCCAAAAGCCAUACAAAAAAAAAUUUUAACGAUAACAUAACGAUGAGAAAACACCGCAUACAUACAUGUAGUACACAUACCACACA